GAAGCGGUUGCCUGUCAGGCAGCUGCAAGUGCUGCGAAAAUUUUCAAUGCUGCAAUCCGCCAACGCCAUUCCUAUAAAACAUCAACGCCACGUCCUCCAACCUCGACCUGAGGCCCUACUUUCUCUACAACUAAACAAUCAUCUUCAUAUACAAACACCCGCACCAACAAGCUUUGAUCAAAUCGCCUCUCAGAAUCUCCAACAAGAAACAGCGUCCAAAAGUCUACAUCUCCAACACAGACCCCCAAAAUGCCUUACAGCACCGCCAGUGCCGACCAGGCCUCCAUCAGCUCGUACAAGCCACUGCUUAGCUCGUCCACGACAGAGCCCAAGCGCCGCAGCUUCUUCAGCCGCAGCAAGGCGACGACAUCGUCUCACCGCGCAUCAUCAUCCGCGGCCCAGCAGCAGCAGGGCGACGCCCUCGACAUGCUCUACAAGAAAUACCCCAUGAUGGGCGUCAGCGGCGGCCGGCGAUAAACUGAGAAGCUGCACGUCCUAAUUACAAGGAAAGGCUGUGCGGUUUCUAGGUAGUUGUCUCAUGUUGCUCACAUGUUAUAUUUCUUUCGGCAUUGCAUUGCAUCGCGGGGCGGGUUUCAACGGCAUUAGAUACCUCCACACAUUAUGAGAAUGAGUAGAUUAUUACAGCGGAAGGCGUUUAGGGGAGGGAUGGGAGUGUAGACGUUCUUGUGUUCUCUUGCUAUUUAUUGAUCUUUUCUUUCCUUAUUUGCGAUUUCUAUAUUUUCCUUUUCCUUGCUCUCGUCUUGAGCUUCUGAAGUAACUUACUAGACCACUUGCUACAGCAGAAUCAGAUUGCCUGCACGCAAAAUUGAAGAUGGAGAUUAUCUCGUAUUUAUUCACUUGUCCAACGCUUUCACAAUGAUCACGUACAAGUUCAAUUGAGAAUACAGAGUAGAAUGUAACGGAU
Messenger RNA from Lasiosphaeria miniovina, 925 nucleotides. RefSeq lists its product as uncharacterized. The coding region runs from base 47 to 451 and encodes 134 amino acids. Lineage: Eukaryota; Fungi; Ascomycota; Sordariomycetes; Sordariales; Lasiosphaeriaceae. The record is from RefSeq and is a predicted model, not a curated record. The transcript has a single exon.